This is a messenger RNA of Meriones unguiculatus (Mongolian gerbil), 4889 nucleotides long. RefSeq names its product RFT1 homolog (gene Rft1). NCBI's taxonomy places the organism in Eukaryota, Metazoa, Chordata, Mammalia, Rodentia, Muridae. Bases 48 to 1673 code for a protein of 541 amino acids. Gene Ontology annotation, cellular component: endoplasmic reticulum membrane. The record is from RefSeq and is a predicted model, not a curated record. Gene Ontology annotation, biological process: glycolipid translocation; dolichol-linked oligosaccharide biosynthetic process. The transcript has 13 exons.
AGCGGGCUGCGGCCGCGUUUCCUUCCCUGAACCGUGGCUCUGAGGCUAUGGGCAGUCAAGAGGUGCUGGGCCAGGCGGCUCGGCUGGCCUCAUCGGGUCUCCUGCUGCAGGUAUUGUUUCGAUUAAUCACCUUUGUCUUGAAUGCAUUUAUUCUUCGCUUCCUGUCAAAGGAGAUUGUGGGCAUAGUGAAUGUCAGGCUAACACUGCUUUACUCGACUACCAUCUUCCUGGCCAGGGAGGCCUUCCGAAGAGCUUGUCUGAGUGGGGGUACCCAGCGGGACUGGAGUCAGACCCUCAACCUCCUGUGGCUCACUGUCCCCCUGGGUGUGUUCUGGUCCUUACUCUUGGGCUGGGUCUGGCUGCAGUUGCUUGAAGUGCCUGAUCCAAAUGUGGUCCCUCACUAUGGAACUGGAGUGGUGCUGUUUGGCCUCUCGGCAGUUGUGGAGCUUCUGGGAGAGCCUUUCUGGUUCUUGGCACAAGCACAUAUGUUCGUUAAGCUCAAGGUUCUUGCUGAGAGCAUGUCGGUCAUCCUCAAGAGUGUCCUGACAGCUCUUCUUGUACUGUGGUUGCCUCACUGGGGUCUAUACAUUUUUUCUUUGGCUCAGCUUUUCUAUACUGCUGUUCUGGUGCUCUGCUACGUGAUUUAUUUAAUAAAGUUACUGCAUUCCCCAGAGUCAACCAAACAACUGACUCUUCCUGUCUCCAAAAUAGCACAACUGCUACCCAGUAUUUCAAGAAGCAAAGCAUUUGUCAAUUGGAAAGAGGCUAAAUUGACUUGGAGUUUUUUCAAACAGUCUUUCUUGAAACAGAUAUUGACAGAAGGCGAGCGGUAUGUGAUGACAUUUUUGAAUGUAUUGAACUUUGGCGAUCAGGGUGUAUAUGACAUAGUGAAUAAUCUUGGGUCCCUUGUAGCCAGGCUAAUUUUCCAGCCAAUAGAGGAGAGUUUUUAUAUAUUCUUUGCUAAGGUGCUAGAGAGGGAAAAGGAUGCCACGCUUCAGAAGCAGGAGGAUGUUGCCAUGGCUGCUGCGGUUUUGGAGUCCCUCCUCAAGCUGGCCUUGCUGACUGGCCUGACCAUCACUAUUUUUGGCUUUGCCUAUUCUCAGCUGGCUCUGGACAUCUAUGGAGGAGCCAUGCUUAGUUCAGGAUCGGGUCCCUUGUUGAUGCGUGCCUACUGUCUCUAUGUCCUCCUGCUUGCCGUCAACGGGGUGACUGAGUGUUUCACGUUUGCUGCCAUGAGUAAAGAGGAGGUUGACAGGUACAAUUUUACUAUGCUGGCACUGUCUUCCUCAUUUUUGGUCUUAUCCUACCUCCUGACCAGCUGGUGUGGCAGUGUGGGCUUCAUCUUGGCCAACUGCUUUAACAUGGGCAUUCGGAUCACACAAAGCCUUUACUUCAUCCAUCACUACUUCCAAGAGAGCCCCCACAGGCCCCUGGCUGGCCUGCGUCUGUCCCCAGCUCUUCUCGGGGUGUUUGCCCUCAGUGGUGGGAUUACUAGUGUCUCGGAGGCAUUGCUGUGCUGUGAGAAGGGAUGGCUGGCUAGGCUGGCACACAUUGCUGUGGGCACCAUCUGCUUAGGAGUGACCCUUGGGACAGCGUUCCUCACAGAGACCAAGCUGAUCCACUUUCUCAGGACUCAGUUGGGUGGAUCCAGACUCAGUGACAAAAUGAGAUGACUUGGAUGAUACUCUGACAUUUUGUACUGGACCAGCAUGGCGUGGUUCUUAGACAUGUGUUGCUGUGCAAAGCCCUGCUGUGGAGUGACGAGGUCAGAGAAGAGGUGUCAUCCAGUCCAAGGCCUCCAGCCACAAGGCGAGGGAAGACCAAAAGUUCUUUUUGUUAAUGAAUGGAUUCCGUUUUAGUGUGAUUGACCUUUGAAGUCAUAUUUUUUAACAAACUCUGUCUUAGAUAUUAAUAGUUAACAUUAUUUGGCCAAGGAAAAGCAAUUUAGCCAUUCCCCUGCCACAAGAAUAAUUAUUCUCUUCUACGAACGAAGUAAGGAGCCCCUGAGGUUACAUACCAACAAGAACAAAGUAUGGCCGAAGAACUGUGGCUUUCAGCCAGGUUGUGGGGGCUUAUGCCUUUGAUCCCAGCACUUGGGACUCUAAGGCAGGCAGAUCUCCAAGUUCUAGGCCACCUGUUCUACAGAGUGAGUUUCAGGACAGGCGGGGCUAUAUAGAGAAACCCUGUCUUAAAAAACGAACCAAGAAGAAAAGAAAGAAAAAUCAUGACUUGCCCUGUGUCAGUGCUGUGGUUUUAGUUAUUUAGUUAUUAGAGAAGAAAAGUGCUACUCACUGAGAAAUAUUUCUGGACUAAUGUUUGCAGUCCUAGGGAUUGAACUCAGGAUUUCAUGAAUGUUAAGCAAGCACUCUAACACUGAGCUAUACCCAUAUCCCAGGAGAUACAGAUCUCAUUCCCCAGAAGGCAUGCUGUAUCCCUCAGAGCAGCUCAUCCCAGAAGAGGUUUUCUUUACUGUCGAGUGUCUGAAACUGCCUGAUGGCUUUAGAUCUAGCCUCUUAAAAGAGGGAUCUCUGAAGGGAAGCAUGGGCUACUUUGUCCCUUAAGGGGCUGCUGCUUUCCAUCUUUCUUGAGUUUUGCUGUGGAAGUCACACAGGUAAUAACCACAGUCACAUAGCCAUCACUUUUUAUCCUCAGACUAUAAAAGGACAUGUUGCAUAUGGCAAGAAUCAGAGUCAACCCCUCUUAACUACCCCAUUAUUGCCAGUGCUGGUCAGUACAACUCUAUUCCAGCCCCGAGCAAGAGUGGCAGGCCCAGAGGUGUGGCCUCCAGGCUACCUCAUAAGCCAGGCUUCCUGCACCCUGCAUGAUGCUCUCGCACAGGAGAUCAUGAGCCUUUCUUUGGGCUGUAAAGUAGUUUUCUUUUUCCCUCUUAAUUCCCCUUUUGAUAUGGUUGUCCUUUGGUCCUGUAUGCACACUUCAUCUUGACGGUCAAUAGUCAAUAAUCCUCUGGCACAAUGUCCCCAAAUCUUCCAUACUUGCCUCUAGAGGGCCAACAAGAAUAAUUAGUAGGUGCAUUAAAGAAUGUGUACUUGGGCUAGGUGUGAUAGCACACAUCCUCAAUCCCAUCAUUCACACUUAGGAAGCAGAAAAACAUGGAUCUGUAAGUUCAAGACCAGCCUAGUCUACAGAGUGAGUUUAAGGCCAGCCUAGUCUACAUAGUGAUGUUCUGUCAAAAUGAAAAAGAAAGCAAAGAAAAAAAAUAUAUAUAUAUAUAUAUUUACCUUUUUUUUAAAUUUUCCUUAAAAAAAUGUGUGUGUAUGAUUUGUGUAUGUGUACAGGUGUGGGCACUCAUGUGUUAUGAGGCACGGAAGGAAGUCAGAGGACAACUUUUAGGAGUUAGUUUUCUCCUACUCAGAUCCAGGAGUUGAAGUCAGCUUUGCAGACUUGUGUGGCAAGCUUUUUGUUUGUUUGUUUGUUUUCAAGAGAGGUUUUCUCUGUGUAGCCUUGGCUGUCCUGGAGCUUUGUAGACCAGGCUGGCCUCGAACUCACAGAGAUCUGCCUGCCUCUACCUCCCUGAGUGCUGAGGUUACAGGUGUGUGCCAACAUGUGUGGCAAGCUUUUUAAUUUGGUGAGACGUAUUGCUAGCCCCAAGUGUAUCAUUUAAAACCAUUUGCUUAGAGUUAAUACCAGGACGCCCAAACCUCAUGAGUCAGUAGCAUAUUAAGAUUGGCCCCAGUCCCCUUGACAUGUUUUUUGUUCUUCUGUGGUACUGAGGAGCUAUGCAAGUGCUCUAACACUGAGCAACACCUCCAUACCUUUACAAGAGUCUUGUUAAGUCCUCUGAUUGGCCUUAACCUUGUGAUCCUCCUCCCUCCUGAGUGCCUGGGAUAGGGCACGGGGCCGGUGUGCCUGGCUACCUGGAUGUGUUUUUAUCUGUUCAGAGGAUUUCCUGCAUGUAUUCGGGACAGCAUUUAAAUAUAAGGCGCCCUGGGCAACUAGCGAUCCUCUCAAAGUAGAGCUUCAGUUGUGUUUUAUGGGGCUGUGUCAGGCUAGCUCAGAAAAAUGAGUAGAUCCAUGUAGUGGGGGGCACACAGACAGUUCGUAUCUUCUUGCUGUCCCAUGAGCACACAGGAAUGGGUGGACAUCAGGUCUCAGGACUACUCCAUCGCUUCUGUAGAACCCUGCCAGUACAUUGCCCACUUAAUCCCCAGCCUAGAAUGUGGUCCUUAGACUGCCUUCCCCAGCAUCUCCUGGACUCAAGAUCUUCAGAAAUGCAAGUUCUUGUGUCUACUCCACACUUUCAGAGUCUGGUUCGGGGCAGAGCUCAAGGAUGAGCUUGUCAGCAAACCUACAUGACUAUGGUGCUGCCCUGCUCAGUCCAGCCUGUCAUCCUCUUUAUAGCAGGCCAGAAGGACCAGUCACGCCUACACCCACAGUUUCCUGCUUCUGGCAUCAGCAGCCUGUGACUUCCGAGUCUAGGGAGCAGAACCACAAGAUUCUUACUUCUGGGUAGAGAGAGAAUCUCUGCAGUUGACUGUAGGUCCCUUUUCUCUGUUCACCUCUCCCCAUGCUGUCCAGCCAAUGCUAUUGUAACUGGGGCCCAUUUUAUUAAAAGAUGGUCGGCUAGACAGCUCAAGGCUCCUUUCUCUACCCUGCCAUCUUGUUUGUAGAAAUAAUGCAUGGCCCUGCAUUUCCUCAUUACUAAUCCCUACUUCUCAACUAUGGACAUUUUGGACCAGGCCCUGCACAGUUUUCAACCACUUGGCAAGCUCUCUGAAGCCUAGGUGAAUACAGCCAUGGCCUCUGGCACUUUACACAGGAUUGCAUCCACAGUGGGCAGGCUGCCUUGCUUUACCCAAGAAGGAUUUUGAGGAGUCUCAUGCUUUUAGCUUUAUCAUUUAAAAUAAACUGUGGUUUCUCCAUGGAAACAA